Molecule: messenger RNA, 4037 nt
Organism: Amoebophrya sp. A120
Lineage: Eukaryota; Dinophyceae; Syndiniales; Amoebophryaceae
Source: the annotation of a GenBank genome assembly
CUCUCAACGUCGUGGUGUCCUCUCGUUGAGUUCAGAUUGGAGCAAGAGCGUGAUUGCCUUUUUCUUCUGCGUCCCUGCCUGCUCAGAACCGACUGUCGAAAACCAUUUCAAGCUCUUUUCGACGAACGGACCGUAGCGAAGCCCGCAACUCCGCUGCGGGCGCGGCCGUCGUUGCAGCGCCUUGCCGGGGUGCAAAGAUGAGCGAAUGAGAGCCUGACUGUUGUUUGCCGCCGCCGCGACCUCGGUAUUACGAUUAAGGUACACGACGUCUUGAAAGUGAAAACCCCGAAAAUGCCUUCCUCUCCCGGCGCGGCCGGUGCAGCAGCUUCACCCGGGGCCGAUCCGGGGUUUCCGGAGGUCGGCUCUCUGCCCGCCAUGUCGUCCACCGCGCCUUUCAUUACGAAGCCGAAGACGUACAAGGAUUGGCUGCAAGAUUACGCCGAGCAGGUGCCGGCAUUGUCCAAGGGAGCCCGGGCCCGCUUCCAGGACGCGUCGUCUCUUUUCCUCGAAGAAGGCGACUGGAAAGCGGCCAAGCGGUUAUUCGACCAGGUGACGCUGGAAUCGCGAUUAGGAAUGGGGUCGGAGCAGGACGGUGGUGGUCCUGGCGGACAAAAUUCAUUGAACACCGCCGAAGACUUGAGCAACGACAUAGUGGAUUCGGUGCGCGCACUAUCCGUGUCGGGAGCAGAAAUGCGAAGGCCGGAACUUGUACUGCUUCACGGUUUUUUCUUAGUAAUCGGUGAAAUCGAAGUUAUGCUUUUUUAUGUUGUGAUCAUACUGAGGAAAAUCUUGAUAGUCCGAAACGUCCAUUGGCCCAUCCCCAACACGACCGCUCACCGAAAUCCAUCCAGGUGAAGCAACAGUUUUUUUUCACGCUUUUUUGGACCGAGGCUUUAGAGAGCGCGCUGACGCGCGAGAGCAGUGCCAGUGCGCAGCUCCUUCUCGAGUACGGCUGCGGGAAUUUCGUUAGUGUGGAGGACGCGUUGCAGUGCUUGCAACAGGUUUCUGACAGUGACCUUUACGCGGUCGACCUUGUUCUUCCCCUGCUCGCGCUCCACGAGACCGUCGCGAGCGAGGCUGCGGAUGCGAUGUCGAGACUCUGUUUGGUCGAGGAGAAUCAGGAAACCAUUUUGAAGAAACCCUCGGUCGACCUGUUACUACGAGCGAGCAAGUACCAUUUUGUCUCCGCCCCGCUGCAAACAGGGUGCUGGCGGGCGAUCCGCGCACUGUGCACGUGCAUGCCGGAGAUGGCGAUUCCGCAGAUCAUGCUUCCCAGGAGGAUAAAGCAGGACACGCACGUCGCGGGGGACAGCGGGGAGGUGGUCCCCAAGGAAGAUCACGCGUUGCACUUAUUGUUCCAUCUAGUAUCGCACCACAGCGACGAGACGGCGUUUCUGAAGGAGGGCUUCCAAACGUUGACCGCGAUUUUCAAAUCGAACUACUUUCUGGCCAAUAUGGAACAACUGAACCUCCGGCCCUUGAUGAAGGACGUGCUGGACUUCAGUACUGAUUUUGUAUAUUUGCAUGUGCAAUAGCAAUAUUAAUGUUUGAGUGUUUCUUUGCUCAACGAGCAAACGGAGGGCGAGGCAUCGAUCAUGUAGUGUAAAACGAAAACAUCAACAAGGUUUUCUGUUCCUCUCGGACCUGAAGGAAGAUUUCGCAGAUGGCAUGUUGCUGCGGUCUGCGACCGCGGUCUUGCGGGUAGCGCUGAAGAAGCUCGCGGCUACAGAAGGAAUGCUGGACGAUGAGGAAGACAUGUACACGCACGUCCUGCGCCGGCUCACCUACGUCAUCGCGACCUACAGCAAGAGGCAGGAGGGAGCAGUGCCGAAGUACAAAUGGAAUUUGGUCUGUCAGAUUGAAUGACAACAUUUUGUUCAUUCCGUUAGGAGAAGGAACGACCACUACAGGGCCAGAAAUUUCUCAAAUUUUUUCUGAAGUAAGCGAAAUAAUCAAAAUCCGCAGGCCUGAAGACGGCACCACCCCCGGCGCUGCCAAGCUUCCCAAAGCUUCCCCGAGCAAGCAAGCCGCGGCGAAGAUCGUCACCAGCAUGGCCGGGUCGCACUCGCAAUUUGAGGUCGAAGGCUUGGAGGAUUUGGUUGUCGCCGUGUCGCCCGUGAAAGAGCUGGACACGCGCGUUUCGGAGAUGUUUGACGACCCCGACGCGCUUUCGGCGACUUUGUUCAUGAAUAACACGAAGAAAAUCGGGUCGCUUCCGAACAACAUGCUCGCGUCUCUGUUUGAUUCGUGGGACCGGGUUUGCUCCUCCAGUGCGGCGUUCAAUUCGCCAGGGAAGGCGGGCGGGGACCAAGAGUCCUUGAGUAGCCCGAGCGGGAAAAGAACGCAGCACUCCUCCACGCAGGGGACCAUGUUGACGAGCAGUAAGUCGUUUUAUUUUCUAAAUCUUUUUCUGUUGUUCGUUCUUCGCUCCUGGAAUGACUCGUCUCUGAUCGAUGAUGUGCCCCCAACAACUUAACUGUAUCUAACUCGCAUAGAAUCCUCCGCCGGUGCGCAACAAGGGUCCGCGAGCAAGAAGAAGGGUCAUCACCAGCGGUCGACCAAAGUACCCAAAGUUACCUACGAGUCGUGGGAGAUGGCGAUGAAGGUGGAGCUCUCGCUGUCCCUCCUGGACACGACGCAGGCCAUUUGCCGUGACAAGUCGUGUUGGCAGGCCUGUACCGAGCAGAUCAUGCGGGUUUCGGUAGCGGCGUUGCGAACGUUUGGGAGCAAACGGGAGAGAAUAACGCUAGAGGCGCUCAAGAAUCUCAGGUAAAAAUGAUAGCAUUUUUUUGGUAUUCGUUGAAAAGUAGCUUUGCCCGUAGAAAAAAGGGACAUCCUUGCAUCAAAUCAAUGCACUGAUUUGGCGUCGUGCACAUAGGACCAUGAGCAACAAUAUCACAGCGGCCUCCCACCCGAGAUGGUGAUUGAAUUCGAGCCGGAGAUGGACUUGAUCAAGACGAUUUGUGGGAAGAUUCUCGUUCAGUACGAACGCAGCGUGGACGUGGUGAUCUACGCCUGCCGGUUGCUGCAGGGGAUACAAACGGACGACGUGAUCAGUGGCAAGAUGAUGAAAUACCUCAUGAUCCAGCGGUGCUUGCGGCUCAUCCGGGCGCACCCCAUGCACGCGGACUGCUCCGUGGACAUAUUGAAGGUACAGUGCGUGAUGAAUUUGAUUUAGCAUGCCAACUCCUUUUUCAUAGCAGGUGCAGGCCAAUUGCGCCACGUAUAGAAAAUUCAAAAUUAAUCUAUUUCUUACAAACUUCCCAUCCCAGGUCCUUCGCCUCCUCCUCGCGAAGGGCGACAACCGGGGGCUCGUGUUCCUCAAAUACGGCGGCUGCGAGGAGCUUUCCUUCUGCCUCCGCCGGUUUGACCAAGACUGGAAGGACGCGCCGGCACGGCGGCUGCUGAUUUUCACUUUCUCGUUCCUCGCGGAGCUGACGGAAGCCGACGCCGCGACGAAGCGCCGCAUCUCUCUCGGAACCGGCAGGGAUACCGGCACCUGCCUGCUCCGUGUGCCGAUUGAGCAGCAGGACCCGGAGCUGCGGGAACAGGUCGGGGACUUCAUGCGGAGGUUUGAGGGCGAGUCCGACAACGUGCGGCCGCUGGUGGUGUAGGCCAAAGCAGAGGAGGGAGUAUCGCAUUAAUCGGCGGGGCGCAUGAAUGCCAGCUUCUUCGAACUUGGAAGCCAACGUAUCAAUCUAUCAACUUGGUGUCAGACUUGAUAAAACUAUUAACAAAAAUUCCUGCAAAAAUCGCGAAAGUUCUCCGGACGAUUUUGCGUUCUUCGGAAGAGAAAGAUAUUACACAUUGGUCAAGAAGAGUUGUGUUUCGAGGUCUUCUCAAAAGAUUCUCAAAGAACUUUUCGACACAGGCAAAAAUAAACUGGACAGAGAGAUUAUUUGCAAGCUGCUUUCACAGCGGCCUUUCUUGAAUAAGUCUAAGUUUCAUACACAGGAGGACUCAUCAGGUUCCAUUCAGACUGCGGGAAAGCCGCACCGCUGGUCUUUUUGUUUAUAUUUCUCCAUGAAGAAGCAGUA